Pichia membranifaciens NRRL Y-2026 is the source of this 2196-nucleotide messenger RNA. RefSeq lists its product as hypothetical. Bases 1 to 2196 code for a protein of 731 amino acids. Gene Ontology annotation, biological process: establishment of cell polarity. NCBI's taxonomy places the organism in Eukaryota, Fungi, Ascomycota, Pichiomycetes, Pichiales, Pichiaceae. Gene Ontology annotation, cellular component: cell tip; cytoplasm. The record is from RefSeq and is a predicted model, not a curated record. Gene Ontology annotation, molecular function: cytoskeletal regulatory protein binding. The transcript has 2 exons.
AUGUCAGAAACUGACUUAGGCAGUUUUGGGCGUAAAAGUCCAACCCGGAGGAAAGGUCAUGUACCAUCUAUUGCAACAGCCACCAGCCAUUUGUUAACUGCUACAAAAGCUCUUCUACAGUCAUUAACCAGCUGGUCUCAAAACACAACUAGUGUGUCGGAUGUUUCAUCUAGAUUUGUGAAGUUUGGCGAUGCUUAUAAAAGCUUGAAAAGAUCAUAUUCUACGAGUGGUGUUGAUGUUACACAGCUGCCAGAUAUUCCUGGAAAAGUUCGACUGAUAUUAGAAGCUUCCCUUGUAAUGGAGCCUUCGCAAGAAUCUCUGGACAAGUUUUUACCACAGAUUGGAGACUCAGUUGCUGAGCUGAUGAAAAUGUUAAAAGAGAAACAAAAUGAAUUAAAUACAGUGGAUAAAAACCGGAAAAAUGGAUCUAUAUCUGCAUCAUCUUCUAUUUUAUCUUUUAAACAAUCAAAUUCACAGACUACGCCGACAACAUCAUCCUCCGGACACUCACCCUUAGAUUUCAAUCGCACACCAUCAAAAGACCCUAUAACUAGACUUCAGAAUAACAACGACUUGAUGAGAAGAGCCUCAAAAAGGUUUUCGGCUUAUCAAACUUCAAGCAUAAUCUCAAUGCAGUCUCCAAUGUCAGACAAUAUUUUUAACGCUAUCGAUCUCCCAAAAACACCACUGCAGAUGGAUAUCGCUCCUAAUAUUACAGCUGAAGACCUGGAAAAAGCUAAGAAUAGUACAAAAUUGGAUGAUGUUGAUGAAAAUGAAACCAAGAGGCAACCGGAUUUGUCUAAAGUUUCAGGUAAAGCUUCAACCAACAAUCUAACAGCUCUGAAGGAAGAAACAUUAAGUGAUACUGCCAAAUCUUUAACAGGAGGACAAAAUCAUGCAGAGAGAAAUUCUCAGAGCAGCAUUUUCCUCAAGUUGGGGGAUCAAGUCAAAAAAGUUAGUAUAGAUCUUCCAACGACAUUUCCCAACCUGAAAGUCCUUUUCUCUCAAAGAUUUAACUACUCUUCUCCUGCAACAUCUUCCUACCCCAAAAUAUACAUACAAGACGGUCCCAAUUUAGUUGCGUAUGAACUUGAGAAUAUUUCGGAAAUCAAAUAUGGUUCGAUAAUAUCAUUGCAGCAGCCAGAUUUUAAGAGUCUGAUUAUUAGUCAUGUAGACUCACAAAUAGGAACAGUAAAAAAUGAUAUGAUGAACAUGGAGGACCGAAUUUUGAAAAAACUUGAAAAAUUACAAGCUUUGCAAAGUUCAGCACCAGCAACACCUUCAUUAAGACAGUCAACAGAUAUUGAUUCCGGGAAAAAUAUGAAAAAGUUGGGAGAGAAAGAAAAUCACCAGAAAUUGUUUGAUGAUUUGCAAGAUGAAUUAACCAAGGUAAAACAACAUCAAAUCAAAUCGGUGAGACGAAUAAAUGGCAUGAUCAACUCCACAGUUGAAACUAUUGACAGAAUACAAGCAGAUGGCCUAGCAUCACAGAUUUCAGAAAACACGUACGUUAAAGAUUGCAAAGCUAAAGUCAGCGAAGGCUGUGAAUCGUUAGUAGAAAAACUUGAUGAUUUGCAAGACGUUAUUGAGUUCAUUAAGCGUGACAUAACCAAACACAAUAUCAAGCCAUCCGAUAAACAGCUCGAACAUCUAUCCAAAGAAAUGAAAAACACAAAAGCGGAGCUGAGCUCAUUAACUGACUAUACACAAAUUGAACGUAAAAACCUUCUUUCGAUGUGGAGCAAACAAAUGGCAACCAUAUCGGCUGACCAACGUUUUUUCAAAGCACAAGAAGAAAUCAUGGGAUUAUUAGCACAAGAUUACCAGUCAGCGCAAGAAACCUUUGAUUUGAUAGUUUCGUGUGCAACGCAACUAGAAAAAGGUUCACUCACCUAUAAAUCUAAACUUCCAGUUCCAGAUCCUUCGGUUUCUCCAUGGGAUGCUUCUAAAUUAGUGAUGGCAGAAGUUGACGCGAUCAAUCCAAACCACGAGGAAAGAGUUGAAGCUAUUAUGAAGGCGGAACGUGUAAGAGAAAUGGAGAAAGAAUUGAGGUUGAAAGACGAGUUCCAAGAAGAGUUGGGUGAUUUUGUCAGCAACGAAAAAUUGAAGAGAAAUGGAGGAGGAAUUUCUGAAAUUGAGAAACAACGCCAAGAAAAAGAUCAAGAACACAUGAAAAGUACGUUUGGAAUUGUUUAG